This is a messenger RNA of Capronia epimyces CBS 606.96, 447 nucleotides long. RefSeq names its product golgi apparatus membrane protein tvp18. Lineage: Eukaryota; Fungi; Ascomycota; Eurotiomycetes; Chaetothyriales; Herpotrichiellaceae. Gene Ontology annotation, biological process: vesicle-mediated transport. The record is from RefSeq and is a predicted model, not a curated record. The transcript has 4 exons. Bases 1 to 447 code for a protein of 148 amino acids. Gene Ontology annotation, cellular component: Golgi membrane.
AUGACGCUGGCUGAAGAAUUCAGGUCGCGCAAUUUCAGUAUCUACGGGCAAUGGCUCGGGGUCCUUUGCAUUAUCCUGGGGUUCGCGUUGGGCAUUGCCAACAUCUUUCACUUUAACCUCUUGAUCAUAUUCAGCGUCAUACUGCUUUGCUCAGCACUCAUCCUGAUCUUCAUCGAAAUCCCUCUCCUCCUGCGAAUCUGCCCUACCUCGUCCAAGUUCGACGCCUUUAUCCGUCGGUUCACCACCAACUACAUGAGGGCGGCAAUCUAUGGGGUCAUGUCGCUGGUCCAAUGGCUCAGCAUCAUAGUGGACAGUAGUAGCCUGAUUGCGGCAGCCGUUUUCCUGGCGCUGGCAGGGUUGUGCUAUGCCCUGGCAGGACUGAAACAGCAAGAUUUUGUUGGGAGCAAGACUCUUGGGGGACAGGGAGUGGCGCAGAUGAUCGUUUAA